Molecule: messenger RNA, 681 nt
Organism: Trichoderma citrinoviride
Lineage: Eukaryota; Fungi; Ascomycota; Sordariomycetes; Hypocreales; Hypocreaceae
Product: S-adenosyl-L-methionine-dependent methyltransferase
Exons: 2
Coding region: 1-681 (226 amino acids)
Molecular function (GO): O-methyltransferase activity
Source: RefSeq, a predicted model, not a curated record
AUGUCGGUCCCGGCUCCAAAUCCCGUCGUGGCGCCUGACCAUGUUCACGCGCUGCUUAAUCGUCUGCAUCAAGAGUCACUUGCACAAGAAGCAGCUCUCCCGUCUACAUAUCUGAGCUCUCGCGAUGGAUUCGAUGAGCUAAUGCGAGACAAGUUCAUUGCACUGGACCAAGACAAGUGCCACUUCGUCUAUCAGCUGGCCAGAGCCACCGGGGCUCGCAAUAUCGUCGAGAUUGGCACCAGCUUUGGCGUGAGCACGAUAUAUCUUGCGUUGGCCAUCGGUAGUAAUCUUGAACAUCUCGGUGGCGAGGGUAUAGUCAUCGCCACGGAAAAAGAGCAUACAAAGGCAGAGAAGGCUCGUCAGUACUGGAAGGAAGCUGGUGAGGAUCUCGUGAUGCGUCACGUCGAUCUGAGAGAAGGGGAUCUCCUCGAGACACUGAAGAACAACAUCCCGCAGGUCGAUCUAGUUCUUCUGGAUAUCUGGGCUCCGGUUGCCCUGCCUGCCCUGAAGCUUCUAGAGCCGAAGCUCAGGUCCGGGGCCGUUGUCAUCAUUGAUAAUUCAAUUGCUUCCGCCACACGAUAUAAGGAGCUCUUGGACCAUUUGAGGUCCUCGGCGAGCGGCUAUACAAAUCUGACUCUCCCUUAUUCCAAGGGCUUAGAGAUGUGUGUCAAGAUCCAAUAA